Saccostrea cuccullata (small rock oyster) is the source of this 865-nucleotide messenger RNA. Its product is annotated as P2X purinoceptor 7-like. Bases 1 to 753 code for a protein of 250 amino acids. The transcript is spliced from 4 exons. Lineage: Eukaryota; Metazoa; Mollusca; Bivalvia; Ostreida; Ostreidae. The record is from RefSeq and is a predicted model, not a curated record.
AUGUCGUCGGAGAGUUCAAUUACAAGCAGAGCAGAAGAGAGUAGUGAUGAUGAGAAUGUGAGAGUGAGAACCGAAGAGACAGGAAGAGGUCGAGGCAGAGGAAGAAGGAGGGGUGUUCGGGGAGGAGUCAGAGGUGUGAGAGGAACCCGGGGUUCAGGCAGAGGUAGAGGCAGGUCAAGAGGAAGUCGGACACAAGGGCCAACACGUGAUGUCCUUGCAUUGGAGGAAGUGAAUAGGAGAACAGAUGUUUUACAAGAAGAGAUUUCCCAAAUGGAAUCCGAGGAAUUAAAACAACUUUGUCUGAAGAUGGCUGAAAAGCAUCCCAGCCUGGUGCACGAUAUCCUCAGACCAGCGCCACAACAAGGAGGAUACCAUCCUCAGCCUGGAGGUGCUUCUCCUGACUGGUGUGUUUGUGGGAAGUGCCGGGAAAUGCCCACAAACACUGAAAAAGUGUGCUGCAGGAAGGAGAGAUGCGUUACACUUUUGCCAGACUUUGCUGUACUUAUUCUUGAUGAGGCUGUUUUGGCACUCGGGAGGAUUUAUAGAAGAGACGUGUUGGUUUUUGAUGACGAUGCGGACUGGAACAAAGCCAACAGACAUCAAGGAUAUAGGCAGUAUGUCUUGUGGACGCAUGGACGGUUAGGGGCUGGAGACAGGAGAGUCAUACCUUCCUGCUGUGUGUGGCAGAUAAGGGACAAAUAUCCUGAUCCCUUUGGCCAGUAUACAGGAUUUGUCCCUGGCCGAUUAGGCUAAUUAUGUAAAUUUGUUGUGGCUUUAAAUUUUCAAUCAGUGUAUUCAAGCAGUAUGUACAUACAUGUAUAUAAUUACCAUGCCCCGAGAAGAUAAACUGUGUGGCUGUGUGAUA